Rhinolophus ferrumequinum (greater horseshoe bat) is the source of this 1480-nucleotide messenger RNA. RefSeq names its product stromelysin-2-like. Gene Ontology annotation, biological process: collagen catabolic process; proteolysis; extracellular matrix organization. Gene Ontology annotation, cellular component: extracellular matrix. Bases 59 to 1480 code for a protein of 473 amino acids. The transcript has 10 exons. Gene Ontology annotation, molecular function: zinc ion binding; metalloendopeptidase activity. Lineage: Eukaryota; Metazoa; Chordata; Mammalia; Chiroptera; Rhinolophidae. The record is from RefSeq and is a predicted model, not a curated record.
GAAGACAGGCAAAAAGCAAGGCACUAAGACCACACCAAGCUGAGUAAAGCGAGUGGAAAUGAAGAACCUUCCAAUGCUGCUGUUGCUGUGUGUGGCAGUUUGCUCAGCCUAUCCACUGAAGGGAGCUGCCAGGGACGGGGAUGACAGCAUGGACCUUGUUCAGCACUACCUAGAAAACUACUACAACCUCGAAAAAGAUGUGAAAGUCUUUGCUAGAAUACAGGACAGUAGUCCUGUUGUCAGAAAAAUGCAAGAAAUGCAGAAGUUCCUGGGGUUGAAGGUCACUGGGAAGCUGAACUCCGACACUCUGGAGGUGAUGCAGAAGCCCAGGUGCGGCGUUCCUGAUGUUGGGCACUUCAAUACCUUUCCUGGCAUGCCAAGGUGGAGGAAAACUCACCUUACCUACAGGAUUGUGGAUUAUACACUGGAUUUGCCAAGAGAUGAUGUUGAUUCUGCCAUUGAGAAAGCUGUGAAAGUCUGGGAGAAGGUAACUCCACUUACAAUCUCCAGGAUUUAUGAAGGAGAGGCUGACAUAAUGAUCACUUUUGCAGUUAGAGAUCACGGAGACUUUUAUCCUUUUGAUGGACCUGGAAUGGUUUUGGCUCAUGCCUACCCACCCGGGCCGGGGAUUCAUGGAGAUGCCCACUUUGAUGAUGAUGAACAAUGGACAAAGGACACAUCAGGGACCAAUUUAUUCUACGUUGCUGCCCAUGAACUCGGCCAUUCCCUGGGUCUCCAGCACUCAGCCAAUGCUGAGGCUUUGAUGUACCCCAUCUACAACACACUCACAGACCUGGCCCCGUUCCGCCUUUCUCAAGAUGAUGUGAAUGGCAUUCAGUCCCUGUAUGGACCUCCCCCUACUUCCCCUGCUGACCCUGUGGUGCCCACAGAAUCUGUACCUCCUGAGACACCAGACAUGUGUGAUCCUACUUUGUCCUUCGAUGCAGUGAGCACUCUGAGGGGAGAAAUCCUGUUCUUUAAAGACAGAUAUUUUUGGCGCAGAUCCCUCUGGAAUCCCAAACCUGAAUUAGAAUUCAUUUCUACAUUUUGGCCCUUUCUUCCAACAAACUUGGAUGCUGCAUAUGAAGUUAAUAGCAAGGAUAUCGUUUUUAUUUUUAAAGGAAAUGAAUUCUGGGCCAUCAGAGGAACUGAGAUGCAAGCUGGUUAUCCAAGAGACAUCCACACCCUGGGUCUUCCUCCAACCAUAAGGAAAAUUGAUGCAGCUCUUUCUGAUGAGGAAAAUAAAACCUACUUCUUUGUAGAGGACAAAUACUGGAGAUUUGAUGAAAAUAGCCAGUCCAUGGAACAAGGCUUCCCCAGACUGAUAGGUGAUGACUUUCCAGGAGUUGAGCCGAAGGUUGAUGCUGCAUUACAUGCAUUUGGAUUUUUCUAUUUCUUCAGCGGAUCAUCAAAGUUUGAGUUCAACCCUAAUGAUCGGGUGGUGAAACGUGUAUUGAAAAGUAACAACUGGUUAUGUUAG